Molecule: messenger RNA, 3650 nt
Organism: Pundamilia nyererei
Lineage: Eukaryota; Metazoa; Chordata; Actinopteri; Cichliformes; Cichlidae
Exons: 11
Coding region: 289-2229 (646 amino acids)
Biological process (GO): cellular response to lipopolysaccharide; T cell costimulation; immune response
Cellular component (GO): external side of plasma membrane
Source: RefSeq, a predicted model, not a curated record
CGUGUAUCACCUGGCUGGUACCUCGUUAAAUACCCCCCCCUAGCUGUCAGAUGACCAUAGGUAUCUCGCGGAUGAAGGGUGUCCGGUAUUUCCCGACACGAGUCGAGUGGCUCCGAGAGGGAGCAGAGCCCGACAUAUUCUGAACAUCUUCCAAAUGUUGAGCCCGAGUCGUGAAGUGCUGCUCUUGAGGGGGGCGAGGUUGCAAGGGAGGGAGACGACGAGGGAGAAAUCAGGCGACGUCCGCACAGAUUUUCACCUCUGAAAGCAUCCCGGCAGUCUGCUCCGUGAAUGCACCGCAGCUCCAGCCGGCCACUCAAAGACGCUAAAGAAUCGACUAUCAUGGGGACAUUCAGAGUGAUCGCGCUUAGCCUUCUGGUCACCACGGCUCUUUCUGCCCCCUUAAAAGCUGAUGAGGAAUCUUACACCUUAUUCCAUGGAGAGGAUUUCCACAUCCUACUACCCUCCCAAAAUGUGGAGGUCACGUUUCAUAACAAGUCUGCUCCUCGGUCAAAGGAUGUGCACCUGAUGAGGGAAGGCAAAGUGGUCCACAGUCGGCCUAAACUCGACCGCAGCAACACCCAUCUCCUUAUAGAAGCUGUGGGUGAGGGAGAUGAGGGCGUGUACACCGUGAAGAAUCUGGAGAAGCCAGACGAUGUCAAACGCAUGUCGCUUACAGUCCGAGAUUGCACCGUUGAGCAGAUGGUCAAAUAUGGAGACAAAUUCAGUAUUCAUUUGUCGGGGGUGAAUCCUCCCAUCACCCUUGAAUACAGACCCAGAGCUACAGAGGCCAGGGAGACAUUUAGACCAGGUUUGGUGGUGCUGACUGCUGCAGGGACAUCACCGGAGCGCUAUCAGGGUCGCAUCAGCACCGGCGGUCCUUAUGUCACCCUCAGCGGUGUUACAGAUGCAGAUGAGGGUAGCUACACUGUCAGGGAUAACAAAGGUGGUAUUGAACGGAAAGUCUGUCUCAAUGUCAAAGAGCACAAAGAGUUUGUGAAACUGCAACGCGGUAACAAACUGAAGAUCAACCUGAUACUCAACAGCUCCUUGGUGUACCUCUACUACAGCCCCAAGAGUGACUCCACACUGCGCCUGCUGCUGGACAAAGGAGAAUUUACACCUGCCCAAACAGAGCUGGGUUUCGAGAACCGUCUGUCUCUGGAGGGCUCACUGGUCAUUCUGGAUGACGUCAAUGAUAAAGAUGAAGGCCUGUUCACGAUUAAGGACCUACAGAAUUUCACUGUGUCUACUGUCUUCUUGGAAAUGAAACCCUAUAAGCUGGAGACACUGUAUGUGGCCAUCAUAGCCCUGCUGGGCCUGCUGGCUUUCCUUCUGCUGGUCUGCCUGCUGUCCUGUCUGAUCAAAGUGAAGAAAAGGGCCAAGAGGGCUGCCGCCCUGGAGAAGAUUGCCCAGAACGCUGGAAAAGAGGAGGAAGGAGAGGCCUUCAGACAGGUGGUCAAGAACAUCACCAAAAUGAGCGAGGAAUCCAAGCAUUCCCAGGCUGACAACACGGAGAAGUCACAGAGCACUGAGGUGGAUAUUAAAGGUCUCGAGGUUUCCUCUAAAGAAGUUGGAGUUGGUAAUCUAGAGACCAGUGACUCCGGCGUUGGCUUUAACACUGCUCUCCCCCUGGACACUGACACUGAGGCCCCUGAUCAAAUCCCUGACUCUGAGGCUGUAAGCAUUUCUAUUGCUCCUGAAACCAAACCAAGUCCUCCGCCUGCUGCCGAAUCCAAGCCAAGUGCUCCACCAGCUGUGGAAAUUAAGCCCAGUCCUGUACCUGAAACUAAAGUGACCCCAGCCCCGGAGACCAAGAAAACUCCUGAUAAACCUGUGGAGGAAAAGUUGGAUGUGCCCAAAGGAGCAGCUGUUAAACCUAGUCCAGCCCCUAGCCCAGAACCCAAGGCCGAUAAAAAACCUGCGCCCAGCCCAAGCCCAGAGCCUAAACCAGCUGUUCCCAAAGCCACCACUCCAACACCUGAUAGUAAGAGUGCCCUUACACCCACCCCUGAGCACCCCAAGCCAACCACACCAGAACCAAUUACCAAUGGCACGCCCGAACCUGGACCGGAUUCCAAACUGAGCCCGGAUCACGCCGAUAUUAUCAAAGGCUCAGCUCCAAAAGCAGUCGCUCCUAAAACCCCUGAAGUGGAGCUGAAAGCUAGUGGUGCCAUAUUGGAGGCGGGUAAAGAUGGCACGGUAGCUGAGGAUUCAACUACUACCACCUGAGAAGUGCAAAAACACAAAGGAAGCCCCACAGAUCUUGUCCACCGCUCACCACUACUGUAGACAAUCGAACACCCCUUACCAAAUGAUGAGGAAACCACUGCAGCUGGGGCGAGGACCUCGAUUUAACAUGUCUAAUGCCUGAACACAGUAUUACCUUGAUAAUCUCACUUAUCUGUAACUAACACUUAAACCUUUGAGACUUUCUGGCUCAGAAACACUUCACAUAACAUGGCUUUUGAUUGUUAAACAUUUUAGUUGUACACGCCUCGCAGCCUUGUUUUUCUGUUCAUUUUUAAAGUUAAACUGCCAAACUGCAAGUUCAAUCCUUUGCAGAGUUUACAACUAAAAUGUUUACUCCACAUGAGGUCUUUUUCUAAAGUAUCCUGAAAGGUUUACGACAUUUCAUUGAAACAGCUCACUACAACAGCUUAUUUGACCCUAACUAACCAUCAUUUCUCAUUUCGACGCUUGUUCCUCUAGCAGCACAUGAACAGCACAUGGAUGAAGCCGAUAAAAUCUUUCAGCUGGUGUCAUCUUAAGCCUCCUAAAAUAUGUGAUGGCACCGAUAUCAUCUAAAUGAACUAAAAACCCCAUCAGAUCACACUGCUGGUGAAGUUUUAUACAUAGCUCAAUUUUGGAUUUCAUUCACUUGAGCCAGUCCUCUAGAAACAUCCGCAGUGCAUUAUCACAUUAACCACACACCCACACACACUUAUACUAAAAAUACUAACCACAUUAUUUCUAGUCUUUGAGAUUGAGAUUCACACUCCCAGUGGAAAUUUCAGACGAUUAAAUUGUGUUUUGCGGGCUGAUCCCCCAAGUCCGGAUCAUCCACUUUAUUGUCUUUGAUCUGGAUUUCCCCAUAGCUCCAUAAAAAUCCCAGCACUCUUACAAUUUAAUGGGAAACUCACAACAGCUAAAACUUCCAGCAGCUUAAAGGGACCCCUCCCUGCCUGCAGUAUGAAAUAUAAAAUCAAAGUGUGUGGUAAGUUCACAUAGUUAGAGCAUGAUUCUUUUGCUCUUUUUCUGCCGUUAUCACCACCUUCUUUUUUUCUUUGCCCCUGUUCAUUCUUCUUUUUUUGUUACUACGACCACCAAGGAGGCUAUAUGACUGAUUUGGUUGAUUGAUUAAUUUACAAAAGGUAUUAGUGGAUUCAUGUGACAGUUUUAAAAGAGCUGGGCUUGGUCCGUCUUAGAAGUGAUCAGUUAUUGAAUGUCAUCCAAAUCUGGAUCCAGGGACUUUUGAAAAAACAAAUUCCUCAGCAUUUUUCGUAUUUCACCCCAUAUCGUCACAAAUGAAAACUGCGAGACUAAUUCGGAGAUAAUCAUGCAUUAUGUAGAGGGGAUUUUAGCCUCAGUGGAGGUCUUUCACUUCUCCUUCCUUUCUUUAUCCUCACGCCCCUUUCUUCUUCUCCCUCAUU